Molecule: messenger RNA, 1441 nt
Organism: Chelonoidis abingdonii (Abingdon island giant tortoise)
Lineage: Eukaryota; Metazoa; Chordata; Testudines; Testudinidae
Source: RefSeq, a predicted model, not a curated record
AUGAAGAAAAUACUCUGUGCAUCUGCAAAAGAUACUACUGCUAUCAAAAGCUGGUUUAGCACUUCAGCAGACUCUCUGGUUCCAGAUGACAAGAGAAAUGAAGACAAGACAGGAGAAACAAAUGAUGUUGCAUCAUCAGGAAAGGCCAAAAGGAGAUUUCCAGAUUUUGGGGGUUUACGGAAAUCUGGUGGUAAAGGCAAGAAACAAGAGAAGGAAAAUCCAAGGAGGUCUCUGGAUAGCCGAGGCUCCCGAGAGUUAUUGGAAGACUCUGGCAACAAUCAAUCUGCAUCAGAUUCAGACUCUCCUGUUCCUACUUGCAUACCUUUCUCUUGGUUUGGGGACAGUCACAAAGAGCCUCAGGUUUCCAGUAGCAGUCCAACCUUUUCUCAGAGUGGGCAGGCCACUGUAUUCGAACAGGGUCAAGAGAAAAACAGAAGCAAGAGUAGAAUUGUCAUAGAUGAUUCAUACCAUAGCAGGCCAAGUUGUGAUCUGUCAGUGUUAGUGACAGAACCAAAUCUGUCAGGGCGUUCACACACUUUAACCUUCUCUUCAAAUGAGGCACUAGAUGAUGAAUGUGCAGCAACAGGAAAACAAAAUCAGUGGCAUAGUAGAUCAAUUUCAGAGUGGACAACCCAACAGGUAUGCCAUUGGUUGAUGGGGAUGAACAUGGAGCAAUAUAUUGCAGAGUUUACUGCCAAGAAUAUAGAUGGACAGCAAUUAAUGCUGCUUGACAGUGAUAAGCUAAAGGCUCUGGGGGUUUCCAGCCAAAACGACCGAUCCACAAUAAAGAAGAAAAUUAAGGAUAUUAAAAAAACACAAGAAAAACUGGAAAAACAGAAAGAAAAAGGUCAAAAGAAGGAAAGAGAAGUUCGCAAGAGUGGCAGAGUGGUAGCUGCUGUAGAAUCAAGCUGUUAAAAUCAUCUGGUUUUAUUUUAGCACAGACUUACUUCAGCUUGAAGUGCAACAAAAUUGUAUAUACUUGUACAAUUGGGGAGGUAAAGUGCAACAGUUUAACAUGGUAGGUUAUUUACUUUAAUUUCUGUAUUCCCUCCCCACUACAUGUUCCAUUAAAAUGAAAUAAUGUUUUCAGUAUUUUAUCUAGUUGACUCUGCCUGUACUAAUAGACAAUAAUUUAACUUUCUGCCUUAAAUACUGUGCAUGCUUUUAUGACUGAUAUGUAAAAAUACCAUAUCCCUGAAAUAUCCAUUGAAACUUACGUUUGUGGAAAGUGGGAUGUCAUGUUUGGGGCGAGGGGGAAAGGGUAUUCAUUCAAAUAUUAGCCGACUCUUACAGUUGACUUAAACUAUAAAUAUUGGGUUUAAUCUGAUAUAUGGACAAUAGAAAAUCCUGCCAUCAAGUUCAGUGUGACACUGUUUAUCUGUUGCCACUAGUGUUGUAUAGUGAAAAAUUAAGUUCUAAGAAAACAGCAAUGUCAAAUUUA